AUGGUUCCAUUAUUAAAAUUAGGAUUAACAUUGGUUUCGCUCAUCAUUGUUGAAUUGAUCGCUGUCGUUGAAUCGAAUACAACGAUGGUAUCAUUUUUGGCCAUAAAUUAUGGAACGAUUAUCAUUCCAGAUGAAAAAUGUGAACAAAUUGUACAAAAAGAGAUUGAAAUUUUAGCAAUCAUUGUAACAAAGAAAAAAAUCUUAAUAUUAACCAGUGAUUAUCAUGUAUUUGAUUUAUCGGCAAAUUUUUAUGAUUCAACAACAAAUACUGUUAAUUUAUUUCAAAAAUCAACUUUAAUGUCUGAUAAAUAUCCAAAACUAUGGCUUGAUUCAAAAUUUGAUAGCAUGAAAUCCACAUUCAAAGAUGUACGUUUUAUUAUCGAUUAUAAAAAUGAUAUUUGGCUAUGUUUUUUAACACCAUUUUUGGCUCCAAAUUCUGGUAUCAAUUAUAAUGUUUACAAUGGUGAAAUUGUCGAUGGUUGGCAUCAACAAAAACAUGAUGCAGAAAUAUUCAUUUCAACUGAUAUUGAUUCUUAUCAAUAUGUUGUACGAACAAAUGAAGGCAUUAAAUUCAAUAUGAUAAAUACGAUAUCAAAAAAUUCUGAUAAUGAUGAUUAUUAUAUUAAUAAACGAUUCUCAACUGUAUGUAAAUAUUUCGAUAAUGCUGAUAGUAAAAUUUAUUUUAAACAAUUUUCACCAUAUGAAAAUUGUGAAAAUAAUGGCCAUUUUGAUGUUGAUUGGUCAAUAAUCAAUGGUUUUGUUACCGAUGGAUUUUUUCAUAUUGUCACAACAAAAGGUGUAUUGAUAUUUAAAGAACAAAUUUUCCAUCGACAAUUUACACCAUUUCCAGUGAAACAACGAUCAUUACAGGAAUUUUUCUAUGUUCAAUUCCUGUUCCAGUUUAUCCAACGAAAUCAUUUUUCUGGCUUAUUGCCAUUUUAAUCAUCAUAUUAAUGUUGUUGUUUUUUAUAAUGUUUUUGAUUAUAAUGGACGGAAAAUCACUUAAACCACCAAAUAAACAUCGACAUCAUGAGAGAAUAUCAUCAUCAUGGAAACAAAAACCAUCAUCAUCGAAAAGAAUUUCUAAAUUUUCAAAAGAAUCACAACAACAACAACAACAAGAUCCGCCAAUAAGUUCAGCAUUUUCAAGUAGUUGUCCAAGCAAAAAUGAUUCCAUUCAAUCAUUUCGAAUGGAUUCGAAAAAUUUGAAAAAAAUUGAAACAAUUUCUAGCCGAUAUUUGCCAACAAA
This is a messenger RNA of Dermatophagoides farinae (American house dust mite), 1249 nucleotides long. RefSeq lists its product as uncharacterized. Lineage: Eukaryota; Metazoa; Arthropoda; Arachnida; Sarcoptiformes; Pyroglyphidae. The record is from RefSeq and is a predicted model, not a curated record.